AUCAAACCGGGACAGGAGAAGGGGAACAACAACAACAAGCACAGUGCCCACAGCAGCUACAGCUGCCGCCCCAGCACAACUUUAUCCCUUCUGAGCACCAAGAUCAAUAUCAAGGUCUUAUUCAUGCGCCCGGAAGAACCCACGAUCCACCUGCGGCGCAGUUUUACAACUCUGGAGGAGGAUUUGUUUGGGGCCAGCCCCAGCAGCCGUUGACCGAGGGCGGAGUGCCUUCC
Molecule: messenger RNA, 233 nt
Organism: Amoebophrya sp. A120
Lineage: Eukaryota; Dinophyceae; Syndiniales; Amoebophryaceae
Source: the annotation of a GenBank genome assembly